AUGUCAUUAGAAUCAUAUGAAAUAAUUGAUCGAGCUAUUGGUUUAGCAUAUGGUACAGCUAUUGGCGAUGCUAUGGGUAUUCCAUUUGAAAAUCUAACUCCAGAACAAAUUGCUGAAAUUCAAAUGUCAUUAAAAAGUAAAAAUGACUUAUUAUUUGUUAAUACUGCUGGUCGUAAUCCAUAUACUCCAAAAGAAUGGCAAACAGGACGAUGGGGAGAUGCAACACAGCUUUCUCUAGCUAUUAUGAAUGCAAUUACAAAACAUAUUUGUGAUGAUGAUGAUGGUAGUGAAAAGUUCUCACUUAUUGAUCGUAUUGUCGAUGAACAUGUGAAAGAAUGGUGGGAUUGUACAGAUGGUUGGGGUAAUGGAACUAAAAGUGCAAUUGAAAGAAUUGCUCAAGGAUGUUAUUCUUAUUGUAAUAGUGGUGGUUCAUCAAGUGGAAAUGGUGUGAUUAUGAAAUUAACACCAGUUGCCUUCUUCUUUCAUAUUUGUAAUUUGAAUAUAAAUGAUGAAUUAGUUGAAUGUAUUUGUCGAAUGACACACAUGAGUUCAGUCACAAUUGCUACUGCAUUUAUCUAUGUUUAUUUAUGCAUAUUCAUUUUUGAACAUGAUUUCCCAUCAUCGAUUGCUGAAAAAAAAGCUUUUCUUAAAUAUAUUCAUGAGUUAUCUGUUAAGUAUGAAGUUAAAUAUCAUGUUGUUACUGAAAAAGAUUUAUUAAGUCUUCGUAUUCAACGCUAUAUGGAAAAAAUUGAUGAAAUUAAUGAUGAAGUUUUAUUAGAUGUUAGUCAUGGUGGGACAUUCUUCUGUGUUGAUACAUUAUCGAUGGUUAUUGGUUUGAUUAUUGAAAAGCGAGUGACAUUUGAAAGAGUUGAGAAAGCAUUAGAAAUGGGUGGUGAUACAAAUAUUGUUGCAGCUAUGAUUGGUGCAAUUUUAGGUGCUAAACAUGGUGAAGAGGCUAUUGAUCAUCGUCGUGUUGACAUUGUUUUUCGCACAGAUUAUGUUCGACAAGUUGGAGAAGAAUUCGGAAAAGCACUAGUGCAACAUCUCAGUCUUCUUCCAAUUGGUUCGGAGGUUUUAUAA
Messenger RNA from Adineta steineri, 1080 nucleotides. NCBI's taxonomy places the organism in Eukaryota, Metazoa, Rotifera, Eurotatoria, Adinetida, Adinetidae. The record is from the annotation of a GenBank genome assembly.